GUGUAGGCAGGUGAAUCCUUAUGGUUUAGCGGAAUUUUCUGUUUGACAUUCUCCAGGUAAUUUUUAAGCGUUUAUAAACUGCAAACAAGAGUAAGUGAAGAAAAUUGUUUCGUAGAGAUUCCAAAAUGAUGAUGCUUACUAUAAAAUGAAUACACAUCCGUGAAUGAAUACAGAUGAAGGAGGUUUCAAGACUGUAGAACUAAAGCAAUGGACCAGGAGCCAGCUAUGUGGAUAAGAAAAGAGGGAACAGACAAAGUAAAAACAGAGCUAUACUUCAUGGCCGAAGUUCACCCAUUCAACAUGAAUAUAAAAGAAGAGCUGGAGGAGGGUGUGAAUAAAGAGUCCAUUGAAGAUCCAUUGGGAAUAUCGUGGUCCGCUGAUUUUAUCAAGGAGGAUCCUGAAUUAAAUUUGGAAAUGAGUGUAACUGAGAAUAUUGUGGAAACCUCACCAGGAUAUGCAUCUGAUAGUACAAGAUUGACUCAGUGUACUAGUGGGAGCUGUGGCAUACCAUGUGAAGAAACUUGUCAGCAUAGACUGGUCCAGGAUGAGUUGGUGAUAGACAUGAAGUCAACACACGAGUUUGGUACCAAUACAGAAGAUACGACUGUUGAUAAGAACUGCUCAGUUGCCACGCGAUGUAACUGUAGUACGAGGGAAAAGGAGUUACAUGUAUAUAGCUGUAAUUUCUGCCAACAGAGCUUUCCAUCAAAAUACAGAUUCAUAAAGCAUGUGUUUAAGCACAUUGAAGGCACGCAACCACCUUCGUAUGUUUGUAAGUGGUGUGGUGAAGUAUUUCACAGUAAUGUUAGUUUGAAAAAACAUUUGAGAAUGAGUGAGAGUUAUCAUGUCUUAAUUGCUGGAAACCGUAAAAAAUAUGGCUCUAGUGAAGAGCAUCAAAGCAGUAUCUUCUCAGAUAGUGAGCCAGAAGUUUCUAUCGCAGAAUACAACGAGCUGAAUUCGUACAAGGGAACAUGGAAAGCUGCUAGUGACAUAAGUAACACACACAUGACAAAUAAUACCGAGGAAACAAAUCAUUAUGGAUCGUUAUCUACAACUGUUAAUGUCAGAUCACAGGGUGAUCUACUUACUGCAAACAGAAUCCACAAAUGUGAUAUUUGUGGCAAACAUUUUGCUGGUGCAGGCAAUCUCAAGAAACAUGGAUUAAUUCACACUAGAAAAAAACCUCACAAAUGUAAGAUGUGUGGGAAAUCUUUUGCUUUCCCAAGUGAUCUGAAGAAACAUGUAUUAAUUCACACUGGAAAGAAACCUCAUAAAUGUGAGCUUUGUGGACAAUCUUUUGCCAGGAGCAGCACUCUCAUUAGACAUACAUUAAUUCACAUUGGAAAUAAAUCCCACAAAUGUGAGCUUUGUGGACAAUCUUUUGCCAGGAGAAGCACUCUCAAUAGACAUACAAUAAUUCACAGUGGAAAUAAAUCCCACAAAUGCGAGAUUUGUGCGAAAUCUUUUGCGAGGGCAGACUAUCUCGAAAGUCAUACAUUAAUUCACACUGGAAAAAAAUCCCACAAAUGCGAGAUUUGUGGGAAAUCUUUUGCCAGCACAAGUAAACUCAAGGCACACACAUUAAUUCACACUGGAAAGAAACCUCAUAAAUGUGAGAUUUGUGGGAAAUCUUUUGCUAUCUCAAGUGAUCUCAAGAAUCAUGUAUUCCUUCACACUGGAAAGAAACCUCAUAAAUGUGAGCUUUGUGGACAAUCUUUUGCCAGGAGAAGCACUCUCAAUAGACAUUCAUUAAUUCACACUGGAAAGAAAUCCUACAAAUGGGAGAUUUGUGCGGGGGCAGGCGAUCUCAAAAGUCACACAUUAAUUCACACUGGAAAGAAACCUCAUAAAUGUGAGAUUUGUGGGAAAUCUUUUGCUUUCUCAAGCAAUCUCAAGAAACAUGUAUUACUUCACACUGGUAAUAAACCUCAUAAAUGUGAGAUUUGUGACAAAUCAUUUGCCCUCUCACAUUAUCUCAAGAAACAUGUAUUAAUUCACACCGGAAAGAAACCUCAAAAUUUUAGAGAUUCGUGCGAAAUCUUUUGCUAGGGCAGGCAAUCUCAAGACACACAGUUUACACACACCAGGAAGAGACCCCACAAAAGUUAUGUUUGUGGCAAAUCAUUCUUAGAUCAGCUGAUCUCAAGAUAAUUGCAUUAGGACACAUUGGAAGGGGACCUCAUAAAUGUGAUACCUUUGACAAAAGUUUCACUCAGUUGGGCACUCAAGAUACAUCAGAAAGAAACUACAAGCAAGGGUUAGUUUUUUGUAAGUAGGUUUUCCUGGUUGAUGCCGUCAGGGCGUGUAAAAUAAUGGAUGAAGCAAGGGGAGAAUAAAUUGUAAUGCCCGUGAAAUAACGUACAAAUGUGGUAUAAUUGUGGAACAAUGUAUACUAUAGAGUGGUAACAGAUAAUGUGACAAUAUAAAAAUCCAUAUCUGCUGCUUGAGAUGGCAAGAAAUUGUAUUACUAAAUACUCGAGAAACAUGACUCAAAUGUGUUUUUGUCAAUAACACUGCUGUUUUUUUCCUAUAGCUCUUGAGACAAGUAAAUUGUGUAUUGUGAUGAAUCCCUAUGUUUGUCAGUAAUUGUAAGUACCAUGCAAUAUUCAGUAUAAGGCCAAGGAUAUGUGAUGACUUGCUGCUUAUUAUUCCAAACAUAGUCAUCAUGUAGUACUUAAAACUGUGCAUUUUAGAAACGAUGACCUCAAAAAGAUAUUCAUGGCACUUCCUUCACAAAGGAUAGUAAACUCAACACUGGAGAAACAUGGUUAUGGGAAUUAUUUUAGUCAGGUAUGUUUUCUCAAGAGAUCUGUAUGGGAAAUGAAUAGUGUGUACAUUUAUAUUCUGUUAGUACUAAUCCUGUAUUAGUAAGAGUAACGACAAAUAUUGCUACCUGCUUAAUAGCAUGUUUGUUCACCUUUAGAACACAAUACUUCGACAGUUCUACACGAUAUGGACUUGGCAUGUCAUUUAUGUGUUUCUGGAUGUAUGUUGUACCAGUUGCAUUCGACACGUUCAGAUCAGGUACAUGGUGUGGUCAAGAUGUUAGGUACCAUACUACUAAGGCAACUGUAGAGUCGUUCUGCAUAUGUGACAUGGGCAGUUAUCCUGCUGGAAGAUGCCUUCACCAUGGGAGAGCAUAUCAGGCAUGAAGGAAUCUAUGCAGUAGCAAUAACUCACAUAGUCGGCAACUGUCAUGAUGCCUUCAAUUACUACCAGAUGUCCCAAAGGAGCCCGAGUGACUGUCCGCAUAGCAUAAUGGGCCCUCCACCUGGUGCCAUUUGCCUAGAUGAUAGCAUAUCUGGAUGUGGCAACUUACCGGGUGUAACAGGAAAUGUCACACGUCCUGACAGUUGGCAGUUGACAUUAGCAUUGACCUUCAUUCCAGCAUCAACGAUCCCUUGCCCACUGCAGUUGCAAUUGAACAUUUUUGUGGAGCCCCAUGUUCAACAAUAUACAUUCAUUUGUGGGUUCAAAAACUUCUAUGGCUGUUCAAGCAUUAGAUACGACACAUAUUGCCACAUGUCAACCUUCACAGAGCAGGAAGCCUCUGACCUGCAUGAUUUGAAAUGGAUAGGUGUAUUACAUGUUUUCAUAAGGUUAUCGAUUUAUCAUCUUUCAGCCCCUUUCCACAGAUGUUCACAAAAGUAGCAUAGAUCCAGCCUACCAGCUUCACCAUUUUGAGGUGCUUGUUCCCAAUAACAAUGCCACUGUAACCUGCCCUUUGCUAAAGUCACUUAUGUCAUUGGAUUUACAUGUCUGUGACCCAUCUAAUUGGUAGAACAAUUCCUUGUUAAUUUCUGGUCUGCUUAUAUACUUGUAAUCUGCUUAUUGCAUCAUGUACGUACAACAUGUGGCAUUCAUACUCCUUGCAGGCAGUAUUCAUGACAUUUUUGCUCACCAUGCAUCUCUACAUGAAUGGGUCAGAUGCUAAAAUGUGUAAUCUAAUAAAUUCAUUGUUCUUGGUUGCCAUUUACACCAGUGCACAAUAGCUAUAUAUUUUUUGUUUUACAAAGCUCUGUACAUGAUUGAGAGAUAAUGAAGAUAGGUCUUAUGCACCAAAGCUCUUAAUUAUUUUUUCAGCAUUCAAUACCAAGUAAGUUCUACACAAAAUUAAAUAGGUAAACAAACAUUAGGUCUUACAAUUUGAUUCCAAUUAUUCGUAUACACAAUAACAACACUUUGGAGAGCUCAGAACGUGAGUACUAAAUAUUUUUUGCGUUUUAUUCAAAAUUGUUUCCAAUGUGGAUACUUUCCUUACUUUGUGUAAAUAAACAUGACGUUUUUGGAAAUCUGUAUUCAUGCUUUCUUUUUAAUUUCAGAACGAUUGUUUUUAUUUCCGAUUUCUGACCUGUUUGUUAUUGGCGAAAGUGGUUUAGUAUGUCAGCCACAGUUGAAACAACUGGAGAUAGUUAUAAUUGAUUGGCACUGUUCUGUUUUGCUACACUUCAGCUGUGACACUUUGUAGUGAUGUGAUUACAUUUUAUUCCAUCUUUCUCAUGAUAGGACAUCCACAACUGCUGUAUAGAUUAUUCA
This is a messenger RNA of Schistocerca nitens (vagrant locust), 4536 nucleotides long. RefSeq names its product zinc finger protein 676-like. Gene Ontology annotation, cellular component: nucleus. Lineage: Eukaryota; Metazoa; Arthropoda; Insecta; Orthoptera; Acrididae. The transcript has 7 exons. The record is from RefSeq and is a predicted model, not a curated record. Gene Ontology annotation, molecular function: DNA-binding transcription factor activity, RNA polymerase II-specific; RNA polymerase II transcription regulatory region sequence-specific DNA binding. Gene Ontology annotation, biological process: regulation of transcription by RNA polymerase II. Bases 208 to 2049 code for a protein of 613 amino acids.